UACGUCAGAUAAGUGACAUUGGCUCCUAAGGCGUAUUUUUUUCUGAGGUUACCCUGCAUGCACUGGAAUGACAAGAUAAACAAAAGAGGUCAAGGUUCAUGGCACUUAUCAGUGGUGUAUCUUACUUUCAAUCCAUACAUGUGUUUACAUCUUCACACGACGUGUUCAGAGGAAUUUAUGCACAACAUAACUGCCCAGCAGAAAGAAAGAGGACAAGACAACACGUCCCCUUCCACAAGAUUUUUCAUGCAUGGGUAACAAACAAGAUGGCGGUGAGAGAGUCCGAGAGGUGGUUAAAAGACCUGAGAAUGUUAAGAAUAACAGUAACGGCCGCUCCAGGACUCGGCGUUUCCGGACAAAUUCACACAGUACAGGAAAAAGGAAACACAAAGUCAUACGGCUCAGCACUCAACAACAAUGUUGUCUCAGGAAUCCAGGAGACUUCGUCCGACGCCGAAAUCCGAGUACCAAGUGUGCAAAUUAUGUAGAAGUUGACAGGCAGGAAUAUGAAAUGGUAGAUGAUGCCGAAGGGAGGGACAUAUGCACUGGAAAAACGUCGAACAACAAGCAGGAUGAGCAUAGAGAUGACGUCGCAGUCUGUUGGCUUGAGGAUGAUGGCACUGAAAGUGAGGACAGCGAACAAUCGCUCAUCUACAGUAGCGGCAAUGGAAGUGAUGGAGAUGUAGAAGAGGGUGGGUAUAGAGCAAGUGUAUGUUUUUUUAAUGUACUCGUAAGUGUUGUGUCGAAAUUACCAAAUUGUCCAUCGAUAUGUUUUAUUUUUUUCAAACUAGAAUGCAGGGUAAGGAUGUUGCCAAGGAACCGCAAAUCCCCCGGUCUGCGGCGUUCACUGUCUGACUUCGACAUCAGCUAUGAUGAAAGCGGGAUACGGUCUCCAACAGGAAUGCCUAAGAUUUGCCGGUCUACAUCAGACGAAUAUUGGUCCAAUAUUCGUGGUUCUGCAUCAGAUUUUUGUAUCAGCAAUACCAGCGUGGAAGACAUGUACGGCCCUGUGAGACUCCUGGACCAGGAGACUUCUAGCAUGUCGGCGUUGCAGAUGUCAGAUCUGGAUGUUAGGUGUUACGUUAAGAAAGAAGUUAUUGGCAAUGACAAUAAGAGGAAGCACACAGCGCCAACAAUCGACAGGAGGGUAGCAGAACGUCUACGUAGUACGAAACCCUGGGCGAAACAGCAGUGCAAAGAUGACAAGGGCAGCUCCAAUAAGAAAAAGAGAAACAAAGAAAGAGUAUCGGGUGUAGCUGAGAGGCUCCUCUACAAUGCCCCACCUAUGGAGUAUGUGGAGGACAGCUCAGAUGAAAAACUUUCUGACGAGAACCUUGUCAUUAUGGGAAGCUUCAAGGCAGGAGAGGACAAUACCAGCAGACGACGAAGUUCACAACCAAUAGGAGCAGGAGCCAACAUACUCUCUGGUUUUGUGACUGGGGCUAAAACAUUCCUUCGGAUUCCCGAAAAAAGCACCGUAGAAGACCGGGGUAGGUACGAGGAUCACAUCCCAAGUAUCGUGCACAAUAUGGUCAUCGGAGAGGAUGCAGGAAAGAAACAAGAGGAGAAUUCAAGUUUACUGGACAGAUGUAAAAAGUUCUUUGCCUCAUGGACGACUGGUGAGUCAGAGAAGCGACGGCCUGCCUUCGUGGGCAGCUGGGAGGGCGGGGAAGACACCGGAAGUCACAGGGAUGCCGGGAACUCAGGAUUUAUAAAUAGUCUAAAGGAAUCUCUCUGGGGAGACAGUCCACGUGGGACACGAGAACAGUUCGGAUGGGACGGAGACCAGAGAAAACCACCAAUCAGCAGCUGGGUAGGAGGUGAGGACACGGAAAGGGACAAAAGCAAUGCCACAGAAGACUCAGGACCUCUGGGUUUCCUGGUUAACAGAGUACGGUCAUUUUGGAUGCCUUCUGAUAGGGCUGGUCGGGCGGGCAAGGAGGGUAAAUCGGCCGGUUCAGUGCUCACAGGCAGCUGGGCAGGAGGGGAAGACACCGGGAGAGACCAAGAGGAAAGGAAAGGACCGCCCAGUUUCAUGGAUAAGCUUCCGUCAUUGACAAUUUCUCCCCCUCCCGACGAGAAGUCAAACAGAAACACAGAUAACAAGGAGACGUUGGGCUGGCUCUCGCCCCAAACGUGGUGGUCAGCUGUAAAAGACCUCUUCGGUACGGAGUCAAAUGAGAAGGCGGAUCCUAGCUGGGCAGGACCAGCCUGUCGGAGGAAAGGGUAUCGGCGUAAGAGUUACGACAAAAACAGCGAGCAGAACACCUUAAAUGUACCACCAGUGAGCUGGUGGCCAGGGAACAAAAAUACCAAACGAAGACGUGGUUCUAAUUUGAGUUCAGACUUUUCGGACUCGAGUUUUUCGAUGUCAGACCUCGACUGGUUCUCAAAAGUAGCAGGAAGGAAAAAGACUGAGAGAAGAAGGAAGAAGACUGACCGAAAGGCAACCCUCGGCCCCUUUCAGGGGAUCUGGGAUUAACCAGUUCUAGUACAUGUAUAACGUGCUGACAAAGAAUCACCUGUUACAACUUAACGUUGGUAUAUACAACCGGAAUCCUCCAACUGACAGUCUUGUCACAUUUCAUUUUGUGAUACAUUGUAUAGUAAUGUUUUUAUAAAAUACACACUGCCAUCGACGUAAGGAAUUCUCUUUACAGUACCUUACCUUGAUUCUAGGGAUGUACUCAUCUCUGCAGCAAGAGUCAACAGGCUCGCAAAUCUUAUAAUCUUAUAAACAAACACUGAUGUAACGUUAAUUAGAAAACCUGUUGAAUUCAUCUAUGCAUGUUUAAAUGAAAAGGGAAGGUGUAUGUAAACUAUACAUUCAGGCGUUGUAAAGUUUACACACACUCUCUCUCUCUUAGAUAUGCAUAAUUCUACAUUUAGCUAUUUUCGGCACGAAUAUUAAAGAAAUAUCAUAUCGUUCGUUUUAACGAUAUACCUU
Molecule: messenger RNA, 2947 nt
Organism: Branchiostoma floridae (Florida lancelet)
Lineage: Eukaryota; Metazoa; Chordata; Leptocardii; Amphioxiformes; Branchiostomatidae
Exons: 14
Coding region: 251-2482 (743 amino acids)
Source: RefSeq, a predicted model, not a curated record